GGGGCUGGCCCAAGAUCUCCCCCCCUCGAAAACUCUGGAGCCAGCAAAGAAGGGAUCCACCUCUGGGACACUGGACCGUAUAAAAAGGGAGCCUAAAAACUUGACAGAGUCAGUAGGAAGUUUCUGCUGGGGUCUGGAGUGGAACUACAGAAAUCAGACCCUCCCUGUAUGACUGGACUCUAAAGCAGAACCAAGGAUACAAAGAGUCUUCAUGUCUAAUAUUUAGACAUGUUCAGCUUUGUGGAUUCCCGGUUACUGCUUUUGAUAGCAGCAACUGUUCUACUCACCAAAGGCCAAGGCGGAGAAGACAUUCCAUCUGGGACCUGCAUACAUGACGGAGUAACGUACAACGACAAAGAUGUUUGGAAACCUGUAACCUGCCAGAUAUGCGUGUGUGACAAUGGAGACAUCCUUUGCGAUGAUGUGAUUUGUGAAGAUACAGCCGACUGUCCUAAUGCUGAGAUCCCCUUGGGAGAAUGCUGUCCCAUUUGCCCUGACACCGAUGGCUCUCCAGCUUACACAGGAGCUGGUGGCGUAGAGGGUCCUAAAGGAGAUCAAGGCCCAAGAGGAGAUAGGGGACUUCCUGGCCCACCUGGCAGAGAUGGCAUUCCUGGACAACCUGGACUCCCUGGACCCCCAGGCCCACCUGGGCCCCCAGGCCUUGGCGGAAACUUCGCUCCUCAGCUGUCCUAUGGUUAUGACGAAAAAUCCGGCGGUGGGAUGGCUGUCCCUGGCCCAAUGGGUCCAUCUGGUCCCCGUGGUCUUCCUGGUCCUCCCGGUAGUCCUGGCCCCCAAGGUUUCCACGGUCCCCCUGGUGAACCCGGAGAGCCUGGUGCUGCUGGUCCUUUGGGUCCCCGUGGUCCAGCUGGCCCUCCUGGCAAGAACGGAGAUGAUGGUGAACCUGGAAAAUCUGGCCGUCCUGGUGAACGCGGUCCUCCCGGCCCACAGGGUGCCCGUGGUCUUCCCGGAACUGCUGGCCUACCGGGCAUGAAGGGACACAGAGGUUUCAGUGGUCUUGAUGGUGCUAAGGGUGACAGUGGUCCAGCUGGUCCCAAGGGUGAGCCUGGCAGCCCUGGUGAGAAUGGUGCCCCUGGACAAGUAGGCCCACGUGGUCUUCCUGGUGAGAGAGGCCGCCCUGGCCCAUCUGGUUCUGCCGGUGCUCGUGGUAACGAUGGUGCCGCCGGUGCUGCCGGACCCCCAGGCCCCACUGGUCCAGCUGGUCCUCCUGGCUUCCCUGGCGCUGUUGGCCCUAAGGGUGAAACCGGUCCCCAAGGUGCCCGUGGUGGUGAAGGCCCACAAGGUGCUCGCGGCGAACCCGGCCCAGCCGGCCCUGCUGGUGCUGCCGGUCCUUCUGGCAACCCUGGUAGCGACGGUCAACCCGGUGCCAAAGGCGCCAAUGGUGCUCCUGGUAUUGCUGGUGCUCCUGGUUUCCCUGGUGCUCGUGGCCCAGCGGGACCUCAGGGUCCCAGUGGCGGUCCAGGUCCCAAGGGUAACAGCGGCGAACCUGGUGCUCCUGGAAACAAAGGUGAUGCCGGCGCCAAAGGCGAACCUGGCCCCGCUGGUGUUCAAGGUCCCCAUGGCCCCCCUGGUGAAGAAGGCAAGAGAGGAUCCCGUGGUGAGCCUGGACCCGCCGGCUUGCCUGGACCUGCUGGCGAACGAGGUGCUCCCGGAGGCCGCGGUUUCCCUGGCUCAGAUGGCAUUGCUGGUCCCAAGGGUCCCCCUGGUGAACGUGGAUCUCCUGGCCCUGCCGGUGCCAAAGGAUCUACUGGUGAAGCUGGACGCCCUGGCGAACCUGGUCUCCCUGGAGCCAAGGGUCUGACUGGUAGCCCUGGUAGCCCUGGCCCCGAUGGCAAGACUGGACCCACUGGCCCUGCUGGUCAAGACGGACGCCCUGGACCUUCCGGUCCUCCCGGUGCAAGAGGUCAGGCUGGUGUGAUGGGAUUCCCUGGACCUAAAGGUGCUGCUGGUGAGCCUGGCAAACCCGGCGAGAGAGGUGCUCCUGGUCCCGUUGGCGCUGUUGGUCUUCCUGGUAAAGAUGGUGAAGCUGGUGCUCAGGGACCUCCUGGCCCAAGUGGUCCUGCUGGAGACAGAGGUGAACAAGGCCCAGCUGGAGCUCCCGGGUUCCAGGGUCUCCCCGGUCCUGCUGGUGCCUCUGGUGAAUCUGGAAAGCCUGGUGACCAGGGUCCCCCUGGUGACCUUGGUGCUCCCGGUCCAUCUGGCGCAAGAGGCGAGAGAGGUUUCCCUGGUGAACGUGGUGUCCAAGGUCCCUCAGGUCCUCAGGGCCCUCGUGGUGCUAAUGGUGCUCCCGGUAACGAUGGUGCUAAGGGUGACGCCGGAGCCCCUGGUGCUCCCGGAGGUCAAGGUGCCCCUGGUCUCCAGGGUAUGCCCGGUGAACGUGGUGCUGCUGGACUUCCUGGUGCCAAGGGAGACAGAGGUGAUGCAGGUCCCAAAGGUCUUGAUGGUGCUGCCGGCAAAGAUGGAAUUAGAGGGCUGACUGGACCUAUUGGCCCACCUGGACCUGCUGGUUCUCCUGGCGACAAGGGUGAAGCUGGCCCCUCUGGCCCUGCUGGCCCCACAGGUUCUCGUGGUGCUCCCGGAGAUCGUGGUGAACCAGGCCCUGCUGGACCCGCUGGAUUCGCUGGCCCCCCUGGUGCUGAUGGACAACCUGGUGCUAAAGGUGAAUCUGGAGAUGCUGGUGCUAAGGGUGAUGCCGGUCCCCCUGGACCUUCUGGAGCCACCGGACCUCCCGGACCUUCUGGUGCUGUCGGUGCUCCUGGACCCAAAGGUGCUCGUGGAAAUGCCGGACCCCCUGGUGCUACUGGAUUCCCCGGAGCUGCUGGAAGAGUUGGACCCCCUGGCCCAUCUGGUAACACCGGUCUUCCCGGCCCACCAGGCCCUGGUGGAAAGGAAGGCGCCAAAGGACCCCGUGGUGAGACUGGACCCGCUGGCCGCUCUGGUGAGGCUGGACCUGCUGGCCCACCUGGACCUCCUGGCGAGAAAGGAUCUCCUGGUUCUGAUGGACCAGCUGGUGCACCUGGUACUCCUGGCCCACAAGGUAUUGCUGGAAACCGUGGUAUGGUUGGUCUUCCUGGACAAAGAGGCGAAAGAGGAUUCCCCGGUCUUCCUGGACCCUCUGGCGAACCCGGCAAACAAGGCCCAUCUGGAGCUCAUGGUGAACGUGGUCCUCCUGGCCCAUCAGGACCACCUGGAUUGGCUGGACCCCCUGGUGAAGCUGGACGUGAGGGUUCUCCUGGUGCAGAAGGUGCUCCUGGUCGUGAUGGUUCUGCUGGUCCUAAGGGCGACCGUGGUGAAAGUGGCCCCGCUGGUCCCCCUGGCGCUCCCGGUGCCCCUGGUGCUCCUGGCCCUGUUGGCCCUGCUGGAAAGAAUGGCGACCGUGGCGAGAGUGGUCCCGCUGGUCCUGCUGGCCCUGCCGGUCCUGCUGGUGCUCGUGGUCCUGGUGGAGCCCCAGGUGCCCGUGGUGACAAGGGUGAGGCUGGCGAACAAGGUGACAGAGGCAUGAAGGGUCACAGAGGUUUCUCUGGUCUCCAGGGUCCCCCUGGGCCCCCUGGUUCUCCCGGUGAACAAGGUCCUUCUGGUUCUUCUGGCCCUGCUGGUCCUAGAGGUCCCCCUGGCUCUGCUGGCUCUGCUGGCAAAGAUGGUCUGAAUGGUCUCCCCGGUCCCAUUGGCCCACCUGGCCCCCGUGGUCGUACUGGUGAUGUUGGCCCCGCUGGUCCUCCUGGACCUCCUGGCCCACCUGGUCCCCCAGGCCCACCUAGCGGUGGCUUUGAUUUCAGCUUCCUGCCCCAGCCUCCUCAGGAGAAAGCCCAUGAUGGCGGCCGUUACUACAGAGCUGAUGAUGCCAAUGUGAUGCGUGACCGUGACCUGGAAGUCGACACCACCCUCAAGAGCCUCACCCAGCAGAUUGAGAACAUCCGUAGCCCUGAGGGAACCCGGAAGAACCCAGCCCGCACUUGCCGUGACCUGAAGAUGUGCCAUGGAGACUGGAAGAGCGGCGAGUACUGGAUUGACCCCAACCAAGGCUGCAACCUGGAUGCCAUCAAGGUCUACUGUAACAUGGACACUGGAGAGACUUGUGUCUACCCAACUCAGAACACCAUCUCCCAGAAGAACUGGUACAUCAGCAAGAACCCCAAGGAGAAGAAACACGUCUGGUUUGGUGAAGCAAUGGCCGAUGGCUUCCAGUUUGAAUACGGUAGUGAGGGAUCCAACGCAGCUGAUGUUGCCAUCCAACUGACAUUCUUGCGCUUGAUGUCCACUGAAGCCUCCCAGAACAUCACCUACCAUUGCAAGAACAGUGUGGCUUACAUGGACCAACAGACUGGCAACCUGAAGAAGGCUUUGCUCCUCCAAGGCUCCAACGAGAUUGAAAUCAGAGCAGAGGGCAACAGCCGCUUCACCUAUGGAGUCACUGAGGAUGGUUGCACGAGUCACACUGGCAGCUGGGGACAGACAGUCAUUGAAUACAAGACAACAAAAACUUCCCGCUUGCCCAUCAUUGAUGUGGCUCCCAUGGACGUUGGCGCCCCAGACCAGGAAUUCGGCCUUGAGAUUGGACCAGUCUGCUUCUUGUAAACCCCAAAGGAAACCUGACAGUUUAAAAAAUAAAAUAAAAAACAGCCAAAAAAGAAGGAAAUUUCACAUGGACUUGAAUUUGUGUCUUUUUCUAUCCAUCAUCUCUAAAACUAUUUUUGUUUCCAUUAAAAAAAAACAAAAAAAGCAUUAAACCAAAAAAAUAAAAAUAAAUGACUUUUCAAAAAUAAUUAAGGAAGUGCAUCCACUUGCUUGACUUUU
This is a messenger RNA of Euleptes europaea (tarantolino), 4812 nucleotides long. RefSeq names its product collagen type I alpha 1 chain (gene COL1A1). The transcript has 51 exons. Gene Ontology annotation, molecular function: extracellular matrix structural constituent; protein binding. Lineage: Eukaryota; Metazoa; Chordata; Lepidosauria; Squamata; Sphaerodactylidae. Bases 229 to 4593 code for a protein of 1454 amino acids. Gene Ontology annotation, biological process: skeletal system development. The record is from RefSeq and is a predicted model, not a curated record. Gene Ontology annotation, cellular component: cytoplasm.